This is a messenger RNA of Electrophorus electricus (electric eel), 3181 nucleotides long. RefSeq names its product cAMP-regulated D2 protein. NCBI's taxonomy places the organism in Eukaryota, Metazoa, Chordata, Actinopteri, Gymnotiformes, Gymnotidae. Gene Ontology annotation, molecular function: cholinesterase activity. The record is from RefSeq and is a predicted model, not a curated record.
AAUCCACAAAUUUGUUUUAUUUGCCUUGACUAUGCAUCCCUGAAGAUUUUACUGUAUCCAUGGAGAUGGUUGUACAUAUAGCGUUCUGUAGUCAGUGUGAACAGUCUGAACAGAGAUGAGUCAUGAUCUUAAAAGGCUGCCUUUUAGUACUUCUGAGCAAUCACCCCACAAAACAGGGUUUUCGGAAUACUAACGAUACCACCAGGCUGGCUUCCAAUUUUUGUGGGUUAGUGACAUUUAACCUGACCUUAUUUUGGCAUCAUAUUUAAAGGCAAAAGCCAGGAUAUUUAAACAGCAGUCAUAUACACAUAUGCACACAUACGUUCAUACAAUUGGUCUGUUCAUCCAUAUCCCAGACUGGAAGGUAUGGGUUUAAGAUAACAAGGUUUUCCUAAAACAUAUGACAAAGAUUAUUCUGAAAAGGACACAAAUACACACUCACAUACAAUCAAAGAUAAAACAUAUGUUUGGUUGGGCAGUGCUUUCUGUGUCUUGUGAAUUUGGUUUUGUUUUACAUAAUUUUUUGUACAUUUACUUUGGGCAGACAGAGUCUGCUGAUUCUGCGGCUGUGGAUAAUGUGUUGAAAUGUAGUUCAUGUGAGUAGUUUCAGCAACUGUAUCCAGAUCUUCUACUGUUUGUAAUUUGAUUUGUUUUACAAAUGCAUCUUUGUGUGUAUGUGUGUGUGUGUGAGAGAGAGAAAGAGAGAGAGAGAAAGAGAGAGACUUGUAUGUGAGCCAAACUAGCUCAAUGAAGUCACAAGAAAUUCAAUAGGUCAGAGUCCAGUUCCACUUUCUCUUGCACACUUGUCCUGUGUUUUUGUGGACUGCAGAAGUGGCACUUACCGGAGUUGCUGGGGAAAAUGUACAUGGAGUAAAAAAAGCCACAUUUGGAAAUUCAUAACUGGAAUUAAAAAGCAUGCUUGAGAGGAUCCACGUUACAAGGAGUGAUGAGUAGGUGUGUGUGUGAGCAUGUGUAAGUAGAACCUGUGGAAUCUGCUCAGAGUGUAACCAGCCGGAGCUGAAAGAUCAUCAUGGUCUUGCCAGUCACUGGAGUAACCUUAGCCGUGCUGGUUUCCAUGGUGACACCAGAUUUGGUGUGCGGGGGACAAGAGAGAGGCGAGGACUCACGACUCACAUACACUCAUCUCACACAUGCUCAGCACCAUUACACACCUCAGGCUGGAGGCCCACGGAGCAUGACUUUCAACUACUUCCAAAAAGCUGCAGAUAAUGACAUGUUUGAAAACAAUGAACAUGAUGUCAACUUUGAUGAUGCAGGAUUAGGAGGCCCACAUACUGGGCCUGAAGAUAAACCUCAUCUUAAAAGCAGAGAAUAUGAGACUCUUUCAGCUAAUGCUUAUUCGGAUGUUAGAAACAAUGCAAUUGAAUUAAAUGUUCAAGAUCCAGAGUCAUUUACGUUAGCAGAUGAUGAAUGCAAUGAAGUUGACUGUAAUGAUAACAUUAUGUAUGCUAAUACUGAAUCAGCUGUUACUAAAAAUGACUACAUAGGUGCUGCUAAGGCAAAUAGAGCUGCAGGGAAUGAAGAAGACUCUGUCUCUGCACUGGACAAUGCUUUGCUGGAUGAGAAGGAUGAAGCCAAAUCCAGUGAAGGCCCUGUUGUGCUUGUGCACUCAGGCCCAGUUCGUGGCCUCACACUGGAUAAAGCUCAUGUGUUUUAUGGGAUUCCCUACGCAGUCCCUCCUGUAGGGCCAAAGCGGUGGACUGCUCCCAGCCCUGCGUCACCAUGGACUCUGCCAUAUGAUGCCACGUUCCCUCGACCUGCUUGCAUGCAGUCCUGUACUGGGCAUUUCUCUCAAUCAUGCCCUUUUCAGGUGAGUGAGGACUGUUUGUACCUGAACGUGUUUGUUCCUGUGAGUGUGGACCUAUCACUGCAGAGCACCACAGCCCUGCCUGUCAUGGUGUGGAUUCAUGGAGGUGACUUUAUUGCUGGCUCUGCUUCUAAACCACUGUAUGAUGGACGCUUUAUUAGUAACUAUAGCAACACAGUGGUUGUAAAUUUGGAGUAUCGCCUAGGAGCAUUUGGGUUCCUGGUGACAGGGAAAGAUCCUCAGAACUCUGCAGUGGGAAACUAUGGAAUUUUGGACCAGCAGGCGGCACUGCACUGGGUCCAAGGAAACAUCGCUGCCUUUGGUGGAGAUCCAGCCAAGGUGACUCUGUUUGGUGAAAGUGCUGGGGCCCAGUCAGUAUGCUUGCACCUGAUGAUGGAGAUCAGUGAGCCAAUGUUCAGACAUGCUGCUGUACAGAGCCCUCCCCUCUCCAUCCCACUCAAAACCAGGUCGGAUGCUGUGAAGUUGGGUAGGGACUUUGUGAAACUGACUAAGUGCUCAGUCUCUGACCUGGCCUGUCUUCGCUCUCUCAGCUCACACGCCAUAUUAGAUGCUCAGGUUAAAACAGGUUCUAAAAUAAUCAACCCUUUCCAUUUUCUGCAACUGUUUGAGACCUGGGGUCCUUAUAUUGAUGGAGAGCUGAUCAGGGAGCAGCCAACUGCAGCCUUCCCAAAGGGUCACUGGCAGAGCUACAAGCCAGUCAUAUUAGGUACUACAUCCGAAGAAGGUGUGAUCUUUGUAUAUGGGGUAUUCAAUGAGUCAGUGUCUGUGCUGGAAUGCAUAGCCUACACAACAGCUAUCUUCAAGCACAAUGCUCUUAGCAUCCUGUACAAAUAUGUUCCGCUCUACCAUAACCAGGACAGACGCGUUAUGCUGUCACAGAUUGUGACAGACUAUGUGUUUCUAUGUCCGGCUCGGUGGUCUGCUCGAUCUGCAAUAAGCAUGGGCGCGACUGUUUGGAUGUAUGUGUUCGACCACUCCCUUUCUGAUCACAACAUAUGGGCAGGACUUACUUUCUGUUACAACCAUGCUUGUCAUGGGGCAGAGCUUCCUUUCCUGUUUGACUCUGCAGCUGUUACAAACCUCACUCUCACAGCCCAAGAGACUCUCCUGGCCAAUCAGAUACUGUGUUACUGGGGUGCAUUUGCCCACACUGGAGAUCCAAACUCUCACAGUGAAGAAACACCUUUCUGCAAGCAGCAGAAGCUUCCUGCUUGGCCUAGGUACACAGCAGCUGAAAGCUGGCCAAUACUAAAUUUAACUCUACAGUCUCACUGUCAGCAUGGCAACAGAGACAAUUUCUGUGACUUCUGGGAUCACCUGGACAUUUACUGA